GAUCCCCAAACUUCCACGCUCUCGAUUCGAUCUCCUCGUCUUCUCCCUCAGGAAGUUAGGGAUUCAAACGACCUACAGACCCGCCAUGUCGAGCUUCAGCGGCGACGAGACCGCCCCCUUCUUCGGUUUCCUCGGAGCCGCCGCGGCCCUCGUCUUCUCAUGCAUGGGUGCGGCUUAUGGGACGGCGAAGAGCGGCGUCGGCGUGGCGUCGAUGGGCGUGAUGCGGCCGGAGCUCGUGAUGAAAUCGAUCGUGCCCGUCGUCAUGGCCGGAGUCCUCGGGAUCUAUGGCCUGAUCAUUGCGGUGAUCAUUAGCACGGGCAUAAACCCCAAGGCCAAGUCGUACUACCUCUUCGAUGGGUACGCCCACCUUUCCUCAGGCCUCGCUUGCGGCCUCGCCGGACUUUCCGCCGGAAUGGCGAUUGGGAUCGUCGGAGAUGCUGGAGUCAGGGCAAAUGCUCAACAGCCAAAGUUAUUUGUGGGCAUGAUUCUGAUUCUCAUUUUCGCGGAAGCUCUAGCUCUCUACGGUCUCAUUGUCGGGAUCAUCCUCUCUUCUCGAGCUGGUCAAUCUCGUGCAGAUUAGGAAAAGAGGAGUAGAUGCUGUGAUCUCCAAGGAAAUGGAGAGAUGUUUAUUUUUGAAGUUUGUUGUGCUUUUAUUUAGUCGAUACAAGGAAAUUUUAUUACUCGACCCAAGAUUAAACCCUAGGGUUUAUAGUGUGUUGCUUGGAUCUUGUAGAUCAAGCAGAGGACCCUUUUUCCACCAAUAACAUUGCCAUCGUGGGGGCAAACUGUGAAGGACCUGGAUUUGUGUAGUUAUUAAAUAAAUUUCAGUUGAAUGAAUUGACUCAGAAUGUAUAAAUUUGGCAA
Zingiber officinale is the source of this 864-nucleotide messenger RNA. RefSeq names its product V-type proton ATPase 16 kDa proteolipid subunit. The coding region runs from base 86 to 580 and encodes 164 amino acids. Gene Ontology annotation, molecular function: proton-transporting ATPase activity, rotational mechanism. Gene Ontology annotation, cellular component: proton-transporting V-type ATPase, V0 domain. The record is from RefSeq and is a predicted model, not a curated record. Lineage: Eukaryota; Viridiplantae; Streptophyta; Magnoliopsida; Zingiberales; Zingiberaceae. The transcript has 3 exons. Gene Ontology annotation, biological process: proton transmembrane transport.